AUGGUGCUACGCUGGGCGCUGGCGCUCAGCAGGUUCAACUUCACCUUAGAGUUCCUGUCGGGAGAGAAGAAUAACAUGGCGGACUGGUUGUCGCGGUACGUAGCGGAAGAUGAAGAGUGCGACGCAGAGAUCGAGGCAAUGGCUUUGGGCGGUAGAGUGAUAGGCUACGUGGGCCAACUGCUGGGGAGCUCCCAGGUGUCGGAAGAGGACUUUAUGAGAGAGUACCGGCAGCUGGAGCCGCAAGGAGUGCCUGGAGUGAAGAAGGAUGGCAUGUGGUGGCGGCAGGCCAUGACUGGCAAGGUGUACGUCCCGGAGGCGAAAGUGGUAAGAUAG
Gregarina niphandrodes is the source of this 333-nucleotide messenger RNA. RefSeq lists its product as hypothetical. The record is from RefSeq and is a predicted model, not a curated record. The transcript has a single exon. The coding region runs from base 1 to 333 and encodes 110 amino acids. NCBI's taxonomy places the organism in Eukaryota, Apicomplexa, Conoidasida, Eugregarinorida, Gregarinidae.